AUGCUCUCAAUAUUGGUCACCGUGGGCUUUCUCUGCACAGCCACUGCCAUUGCUGAAGUAAUGGAAGUGACUCAGCCAGCAAUUGUGCUGGCCAACAGGCAAGGAGUUGCCAGCUUGGUGUGUAAAUACAAGAACAUCGGGAAUGCACAGGAAAUUCGAGUGACUUUGCUUAAACAGACUGGUGACCAGAUCACAGAAAUCUGUGCUUCAACAUACACCAUGGAGUUCAAAACAUUAUUUGUGGAAAAGAUCAUUCAGUGCCACGUUACCCCUGGCCAAAACAAUGUGACCCUCACGCUGGCUGGCCUGCAAGCAAGUGACACCGGGCUUUACAUUUGCAAGAUAGAGCGGAUGUACCCCCCACCCUAUUUCACGAACAAGGGAAAUGGCACACACCUCUAUGUCAUUGAUCCAGAACCUUGUCCAGACACUGCCAUAUACCUCUGGGUAUUAGGAGCUACUGCCUCAGGAUUUUUUCUCUACAGUAUCAUCAUCUCAGCCAUUCUUGUGGGCAAAGCGAUAAAGAGAAGACGAUGUCUCACUACUGGAGUCUAUGUGAAAAUGCCUUCUGAAAAGCUAGAGAAAAAAGUGAUUCCAUUCCAUAUCACUGUUAACUGUAACAAGGAAGGAGAGAAACCAUUUCCUAGCUGGGAUGGAGUGUCUGCUAAUUCAUUUCAGUUAAAGAAAUAA
Melospiza georgiana is the source of this 690-nucleotide messenger RNA. It is a transcript of the gene CTLA4, whose product is annotated as cytotoxic T-lymphocyte associated protein 4. The coding region runs from base 1 to 690 and encodes 229 amino acids. The transcript has 4 exons. Gene Ontology annotation, cellular component: external side of plasma membrane; membrane. NCBI's taxonomy places the organism in Eukaryota, Metazoa, Chordata, Aves, Passeriformes, Passerellidae. Gene Ontology annotation, biological process: negative regulation of regulatory T cell differentiation; immune response; regulation of T cell proliferation. The record is from RefSeq and is a predicted model, not a curated record.